Ciona intestinalis (vase tunicate) is the source of this 1880-nucleotide messenger RNA. Lineage: Eukaryota; Metazoa; Chordata; Ascidiacea; Phlebobranchia; Cionidae. The record is from RefSeq and is a predicted model, not a curated record.
AUUUUUUGUGCUGCGCAGAUUUUUCAUCUUGAUUAAAAGUUUCAUAAUGAGUUGGGCUCUCUUGGAGAAGUUGUUGGGUGAAGUAGCCACCCAUUCAACGCUGAUCGGGAAAUAUUGGUUCUCGUUCUUAUUCGUGUUCAGGGUGAUUGUAGUUCUAAGCGUCGGGGACAAGGUAUACAGCGACGAGCAGUCAAAGUUUGUGUGCAACACUUUGCAACCUGGAUGCGACAAUAUUUGUUUCAACCAAUUUAGUCCAAUAUCCCAUAUAAGGUUUUGGGCGAUGCAGAUUCUCCUCGUUUCCCUACCAAGUGUUAUAUUCAUAGUAUGGGCGAUGCAUUCGCUAAGUAUAACGAAGGAGAAACGAGAAAAGUUGCAAAAGUUGGCAACCCAAGUGGAUGUCGCCACAGAGCCCAUGGAAAGAGACCCGGAUGUAAACCCCACCCUACGUCACAGAUACUCAGAUGCACCGCCCAAUUAUAAUUCAACGGCGGCCAAGAAUGAAAACGAAAUCGUUUCAAAAUCGAAGAAAAGUCGUUCGAGUAACCGAAGAAGCGAAGCGAUAUAUAACAAUGAACUUCCGGGUUAUAACAAAGGGCUUCCAGUAGCUGAGGUCGUUCCCGUGCAAACUGUUAUCCCUAAAGUUGAUUUGAAGCAAAUAAAAGACCCGCCCAUAUUGGCCGCAUACGUUCUACAUAUUUACUUCCGAAUGGCGAUCGAAGCUUCAUUCAUUGCUUUGCAAUAUAUUCUGUUUCAAUUCUACGUCCCUGAGAUGUAUAGAUGCCAAGGCUACCCUUGUCCACAACGUGUUGAAUGUUUCAUAUCACGACCCAUGGAGAAAAACGUGUUCCUGAUAUUCAUGUACGUCAUAUCCGGAGUUUGCCUCGUGAUGGAUUUCAUGGAGGUCAAUUAUUUUGGAUUUAGGAAGUGUGUUCAUUUAAUCCGGGGCAAGAAGAGUGGAACCUAUCUCCGUGAGUUUGAGGCAAGAUGGCACACCGAUCCCGUUUUGGCUGGGAGGUUCAAUCCAACAAGGGGAGGGUAUGGGUUGAGGAGACAUAGAGAUCUUAGCAUCACCGAUGGAAGUGGGGACGAAUAUAGAUCGGUUGAAACAUCAGACGAUGGAAGUGGCUUCGAAUAAUCAAUGUGUUAAAGUUAUAUAUAUAGGACUGUGGGUAAUGAACACUUGAGCAAAUAAGAUUCAAAUAUCCUGAUCGAGUUUUAAUCAAUUAACAACGGUCUAUGAGAGUCGGGAGGAUACGGUUUUAUAAUUCUACAAACGUUCUUUGUAAUGGGACAAGAAAAUAAAAUGAAGUGUCUCAUAUUUCUCCACCCUGCUAUAUAAAUAUAUGUUAUUUAGUUUUAAAAAAAAAACAAGAUUACUUUGUUUUAUGUGGUAAUGCUUUAGUAAUCGCAGCCAUCAAAGCAAGGCCACUACAUGCUAUGGCCGGACAUGUUCUCUUCGUUCAUGUUAAAUCGGCCAAAUACACAAACUAAAUACGUUUGAUGCAACAGUUAAAUAUAACAGAUGGUUGCAGAAUUUACUUCUUCCACACACGUAAUAAACAUAAAUUUAGGAAGACCAAUAUACUCGACACAUUAAAGUAAACGUACAUUCUCCAAGCAACUCCCGAAACUGCCACGACAAACGCUACGCCUUAAUCGUCAUGUGAUCACAUCGCAUGUUUUACCAGACAUCUGAAUAAACUCAAAACACUGACAUUCUACUGCGUCAUCCUUCCACUGUGUUGGUUUAUGACCAGAAUAUGUGAAUACCAGACAUGACCGAGCUGUCAACGGAAGAUCUCGCAUCAUUUACCAUUAAAGCUAAGGUAACAUGAAGCUUCAACAUCGGAUAAAGCCCAUACAGUACUACCACCAUAGAA